Molecule: messenger RNA, 6501 nt
Organism: Didymodactylos carnosus
Lineage: Eukaryota; Metazoa; Rotifera; Eurotatoria; Philodinida; Philodinidae
Source: the annotation of a GenBank genome assembly
AUGGCUAAAUUUUUACAACGUUUCUUUAGUGGGGGAUCAUCAAGUAAUAAAAGUUCAUUUCGUAGUUCACAAACAUCAUUGAAUAGUAGUGACAAAUCAAGACGAGGUGAUGGAGGAAUUGGUGGUAGUUUACAAAAUUUAUCAUCAACAUAUCAAGUUAAAGCAAAAGAUUUAGAAAAAAAUAAAUUACAUAAAGCCUCGUGGGAAGGAGAUUUACAUAAGGUGCAACGGUUGAUGAACCCGGGUGUAAUCAAUGUAAAAGAUAAAGAUAAUCGAACUCCUCUUCAUUUGGCUGUUGCUGCUGGUCAUUUGAAUAUUGUCAAAUUUUUGGUAGAAAGAAAGGCUAAAUUAAACUUGGCUGAUAGUGAUCAGCGCACACCAUUAGUAAAAGCGGUAUUAUGUGUUAAUCAAAAUCCAACACUAAAUUGCGCAAUUAUUGCAGCAAUAAUAAGCGGUGGUGGGGAUCAGUUUAUAAAUACCGUCGAUAUAAAUGGAAAAAACGCAUUGCAUUAUGCGGUUGAAACUAAUCGUACAGAUUUGGUAGAAUUAUUUAGACGUCAAGAAGGAUGUGACAUCAACUUUCAAGAUCGAAAUUCUCAAACACCAUUACAUUUGGCUAUAAGAAAUCAAAAUUUACAAAUAAUUGAUCAAUUGUUAGAGGCAGAUGCUAAUCCAGAUAUACAAGAUCAAAAUGGACAAACACCAUUAAUGUUUGCAACAUCAUUAAAUAAUAUUGAGAUUGUUAAAAAAUUAUUAAAUGCUGAAGCCAAUACACAACUUCUAGAUAAUCAACAAAUGAGUGCCAUGGACAUAGCCAAAAAACAUCGUGAUGAUAAUUGCGCUCAAUUAAUUAUUGAGUAUGAUAAACAUCAAAACAGUCAUCCAACUAAAAAGUCAACAUCUUUCAAUGAUCAACAACCAGUUGUUAAUCGAUACGGUCCAAUGCUGAGUCCUGCGACUGAUGAUAGUAGUAGUAGUGAUGAUUCAUCGUCAGAAGAUGAAACAAAGAUAAAAAGACAAAGACAAUCUGUUGCCGGUGAAUGGUCUGAUGAUAAUACAAUUUCCGCUAAUAAAGAACCACAAAGAGGAAUUGGCUCUUUAAUGAAAAACAUUCCAUUACAAUCACAAGGCGAGCAAAAAACACAACAAACACUUGGCUCUUUAAUGAAAAACAUUCCUUUGCAAUCAACAAGUGAGCAAAAAACACAACAAACACUUGGUUCUUUAGUGAAAAACGUCCCAUUACAACCAUCAAGUGAGCAACAAACACAACAAACACUUGGCUCUUUAAUGAAAAACAUUCCAUUACAACCACAAGGCGAGCAAAAAACACAACAAACACUUGGCUCUUUAAUGAAAAACAUUCCAUUACAACAACCAAGUGGACAAAAAACACAACAAGUGAAUAAUGAUAAUAGAAUUAGUACAGCUAAUUCUCAGAAACAAUCGUCAUCCAUCUUUGGUAUCGGACCCAUAUCAGAUCGAAUCAGUGACGAUACAUCCACAAGUGCGCAUUUUUCGGAAAAACCAGUGGUUACGGCAAAAAUAAAUGCACUAGUUUCUGCCACGCCGCUUAUUCCUGCUACAAAAACACAAUCCUAUUCUUGGUCAGAUGAUGACGACGAUCCAACAGACAAAAAAAAACCUCACACUAUUGCCCAUGUACAAAAUAAACAAAAAAGCGAAACAUGGGACGAGAGUGAUGAAUCAUCUUCAUCAUUGUCUUUAAAAGACAAAAAUCAAAUCGCUAAUAAAUCGGAUCAAUCAAAACUACCAAAAAGUGUUAUUUCAAAUUUAGUUACUACACAACCAUUCAACUUGAAUACAACAAGUAUGUUCAAAACAGAUCAACAAAGUAAACAAGCGUAUACGAGUGACGAUGAUGAUCCAGUUGAAGCAGCAAUAAGAAAUAUGGCUACACCAAGACAAACAUAUAAUAAUAAAACAAAUGAAAAUAGCUGGAGCACUAAGGAACAGUUAGCAUCGCAAAAUAACGGCACAACAAUAUCAAACUUAAUAAAUAAAAAUAUUACAGGUGGUUAUAAAGUUGUACAUCCUGAAGAUACAACACUAGUUAACGAUGAUAAUUCAUGGAGUACAAGUGCGACUAUUCCUAAAACAUUUCCUAAAACAUCGAUGGAUUUGAAAACGAGUCUUCUCACUCAUACUCCACUACCACAAGCAAGUUUACCCGUUAAACAACAAGAAAUUGUUUCUCCUAAAACAUCAGCUGAAUUAAAAUAUUCUCUCGUUCAUCAUAUGCCUAUGCCAACAGCUACAAGUCCAAUACUAGACGCGAGUGAAAAUUCAUGGAGCACAUCGACUAGUGGACACGCUAAAUCAUCAAUGGAUAUAAAAACAAAUCUUGUACAACAUGUACCGAUGCCCGAUAAACAACGAGCUAAAAGUGAUGCAUCAUCUACAUGGGAUGAUUCACGACCAUUGAGUGCUGAUUUAAAACGAGCAACAACAGCACCAGUUCCACAAGAAGAUACUAUUACAACAUUUAAAUCAUCUAAAAAAGAUUUAUUUAAUCGACAACGAAGAAGUUCACCAAGUUCUGAUGAUUCCAUUGAUGAACAGAAAUCAACAAUAAAACCGAAUGAUAAUAAUAAAAGUGGUGGUAUAUCAAGUUUAAUUCAAAGUUCAAUGCAUCCAUUAAUUUCGAGUCCAAGAGAUGAUAAUAAAAGUGGGGGGGUAUCGAGUUUAAUUCAAAAUUCAAUGCAUCCAUCUAUUUUGAGUUCAAGAGAUGAUAAUAAAAAUGGUGGUGUAUCGAAUUUAAAUCAAAAUUCAAUGCAUUCAUUUAUUUCGAGUCCAAGAGACGAUAAUAAAAGUGGUGGUAUAUCAAGUUUAAUUCAAAAUUCCAUGCGUCCAAAAGAUGAUAAUAUUAGUCAUUUAGUUGGAAUUAUGGAACAUAUUAUGAAAAGUAAAGAAACAGUGCCAAUGGGAAGAUUUUUCAAUGGACUGGGUACUCAGUCAUCUUCAACAACACCCACAAACCAAAACAGGACCACAUUGUCGAAACUUGUUAACAAAGUAGACCGUAAUGCUUCAAUAUCGUCUAUUGAUAGUAUGGUGAUGGAUGAUACCGUAAGAACAGUAAAUUAUAAAACAACAACAACAGUUCAAAGUAAUAUGAGUGAUUUACAAAAACGAGAUGCACCAGUUAUGUCAACAACACCAAAAACAAUGAUGAAAACACGUCAACGAAAAAUGUCAGACAACGAUGAACAAGAUGAUGAUGAUUAUCCGAUCGGUGAUGGUCACGAUUUCAAGUUAUUACGUCAACACUCAAAUGAAAUGACUAAUUCAUAUCAACAACAGUCCAAACAUCAUAUGCAUAAUCAAAACGGUAGUGGUAGUCGUAUGUAUGAUACCGGUUUACGUAGUUCAGUAUCCUCGUCAUCAUCAUCAUUUCGUAAUAAUGAAAAUAUUGAAAAAAUUAUUGAAUUACGUGAAGAUAUUCGACAAAUUGAGAAAAAACAAGAAGAUAGUUUAGAAUUAAAACGACAAUUAAAAGAUAUGGAGAUAAAAAAAAAUAAUUUUGAAGCAAUGUGGAAUAAAACACAACAAUUACUAGCUGAAACAGAAACAAAACUGGAUCAAGAAAAGCAAGCAAAAUUAAAACAAGAAUGGAAUACACGAAAUUUAAAUAAUGAACUCAAAACGGUUCGUAAUAAAUUACAAAUGAUUGAAGAUGAAAAAACUACCUUACAACAACGCUUUACUACGUUAAGAGAUCAAAAAAUUGAACUUGAAGACAAAUAUGAUCGUUUAAAAGCUCAACAGCAGCAAAACUCAAUGCAUAUGUCUAAUAGUAGCUCGACAAAUGGUAUUGGUGGUGGUAUUCUACGUGAAGAAGAUAUUGAAAAAAUUAAAUCUCGUCAUCGAGAAGAGAUGAAAUUAUUAUCAUUGGAAAAUGAAGAUUUACAUCAACGCACAAAACAGUUACAAUCUGAUUUACAACUACAUAAAGAAUCUUUGGAUGUCACCGUUCGAUACAAAAUUGAUUUGGAAAAAGCGUGUGAAGAAAAAACGUAUUUACAACAAGAACUCAAUCGUUUCAAAUUAGAAAAAGAUUUAAUUGAACAAGAAAAAUUUGAAUAUAAAACAAAAUAUGAGAGUCUUCAAGAUGAAAUACGUCUACUAUUGUUUGAUCGAUCAAAAAUUGAGCAAAAAUUAACAGCUGAAAUACAAGAACAAGGAAAACAACGGACAAAGAAUUCAGAAGAUAUUAGAAAAUAUAAACAACAGAUUGAACAAUUAAAUAUUAAAUUAGGUGAUAGUGAGGCGAAAAUGUUAAGUUUACAAAGUCGAAAUGAAACGUUAAUGAAAUCAAAAGAUAUGGAAUUGAAGAGUGAAUUUGACACAUUAACUAAACGUUUAAAUACAAUUGAAAAUGAUCAAAUAAUUGCUGAAAAACGAUAUCAAAAUGAAAAUAUACUUUUAACAGAAUUAACUCGUCAACAACAAAAACAAUCAAAUGAUAGUACCGUCAAUGUAACAAAACAGCAACAUGUAAAAAAAGAACAUCAUAGACACAGUCAACAUUCAAACGAAUCAACUUGUUCUCAAUGUGAUUCAUUGCAACGAAAUUAUGAACUUGAACGUCAACAACGUCUAUCUAUUGAAAAAGAUAAUGAACGUUUACGUGAAACAGUUCAAAAACAACAACAACAACAACAACAACAACGUUCAAUUCCAUCACAAACAGUCACUCAAUCAAAAGAAACUGAUGUUCAUUUGUUAACUGUUGAAAAUUCAAAACAAAUACGUAGUGAAACAGAACGUGUCAAAUAUGAAUUAGAUCGUUUACGUCAAGAUUUUAAUUUAUUAAUUGAUAAUUAUGAUCCAAAACGUGAUACAGAGACGUUACAUCAAUCAAUUGAUACAUUUCGAAAAUUUUAUGAACAAGAAUUUCGACAACGACAAUUAAUUAUGGAAAAAUUAACAAAUGAUAAUACAUCAAGACCACGUACAUCUCCAUCAUAUCCAGUUAUCUCUUAUUCUAAUGGUGGAGGUGAUUAUGGAAAUCAUUAUUCACAUUCUCCUUCUCAUGAUCAUAGUUGUCCGUCGAGUCGAUGUUCAUGCAUAAACAGUGAAUUACUAAAAGAACGUUUAGAAACAGCUAUUGACACAAGUCUAGCAGAUCAACGAAUACAUGCGAUUAAACAAUUUCCAUUACGAUCAGCAACAACAACAACAACAACGACAAAUGGGAUAGGAAACGUAUCAACAUUAAUGACAGAUUGUUUACCAUCCAACACUGUGGAUGAGACAGAUGAUAUACCCAUAAAUUUUCUAUUACUCGGAUGUGGUGAUAUUCGUCAUAUUUUUCAUACAUUAUCAAAAUUAAAUUCAUCAACAUCUUCUCGUCCACUUUAUAUAUACAUUAUUGAAAAUCAAUUAGAAUUGUAUGCACGUCAUUUAUUAUUAUUAAAAUUAUUAUUUGAAAAACCUCAUGAAGUAAGUAUUCAAGAAAAAUGUGAACUAUUUCUAGAAUUAUAUGGUAAUUUAAUGAUACGACCCUAUACUGAACAAUAUUUGAAAGAAAAAUCAAAAGAAUUAAUUGAACUUAUUACAUCUAUUUCAUCAAAAUUUCAACUAAAUAAAACAUUAACAAUUGAUUUAUCAUUAUUAAAAUAUAAAGAACGAGAUUUUCUCGAAGGUAUAUUGAAAUAUUGGAAAACAAAUGAAACAUCGACCGAUAAACAAUUAUUUCCAGCUAAUCUAGCAUGGGAUUUGAGAUUAAGACAAUAUUUAACUGGACGAUAUGAUACACGUCGAAAUGCUUUUGAUUGGGAUUAUAACAUGAAAUUAUUAUUACGUGCUGGUGUUCAACAUUUAAAUAUUCAUGAAUAUCAAGAAUGGCGUGAAACAGGUGUUGCUUAUCAUAUGCGACAAGAUUAUACCCAACCAAAUCGAACAUUAUCAUCAGUAUUUGUAUUUAAUAUUGAUGGAACAAAACAAACACGACGAGGAUACUGGGGCGAUAUCUUGACGGGACCUUAUAUAUCCUAUGGAGUACAGACAAUCGAUAAAAAUGAUGAAAUGGAGAAAAAAAUUAAUGAUAAAUACGCAAAAACAGCAACGGAUAUUUCAGUUUACAAUGUCACAUCAUUAUUGACAAAUUUGACAGAAAAAGAUGAUAAUAACGUUAACGAACAACGUCAAGUUAAACUCAUCCUGUUACCUUUGAAUAGUAUCGAUGAUAUAUGUGAAAAAGAAAGUUAUAAAAACAUAUUUAAAGUAAUUUAUUUAGGUUGUAGUUUAUCACACUAUCUAAAAGAGAAACCGUUAGAAAAUAUAAUGAAUAUGGACUGUAAUCUAAUAUUAGAACUACCCAAUUAUCUAUUAGAUUUAAAACAAGAACAAAUUGAACAAUUAGAAAAACGAUAUGAUGAAAUGGCUAAAAAUAAACAAUGUCAAUGGAAUGAAGAGAAUCAAAAAUAUUUACCACAAACAUUAAAAAUCUAUAAAAAUAAUCAGAGACUAUCAUAA